Messenger RNA from Chiloscyllium plagiosum (whitespotted bambooshark), 3498 nucleotides. It is a transcript of the gene appbp2, whose product is annotated as amyloid beta precursor protein binding protein 2. Gene Ontology annotation, biological process: intracellular protein transport; proteasome-mediated ubiquitin-dependent protein catabolic process. Lineage: Eukaryota; Metazoa; Chordata; Chondrichthyes; Orectolobiformes; Hemiscylliidae. Gene Ontology annotation, molecular function: protein binding; ubiquitin-like ligase-substrate adaptor activity. Gene Ontology annotation, cellular component: Cul2-RING ubiquitin ligase complex. The record is from RefSeq and is a predicted model, not a curated record.
GGGCGGGGACUGGCGUGCAUGUGGAAAACGUCACCGCGUUCAGCGUAGGUUAAAAAAAAUGUUCUGCCUCUGCGAGAAAAUUGUUUUAAAAUGAAGUGUGAGGAAGAAAAGGCGGUGGGAGUGUAUUUCGGUUGAAUGGCAUUUUAAUUCUUUUUCAUUUUUAAACAAUAACGUUCGGAUUGUUUGAAAGCUGACGAUCGGCGCUGUGUUUUGGCGAGGGGCUGCAGGUUCCUGCGGCUCUGUCGCUCGCUCGCUUGGUUGGUUGGUUGGUUCCUGUUUGGGGUGCGAGGCGGCCGCUGAGGGGGAAAAGACAUCAACAAUAUGGCGGCGGUGGAGCUGGAAUGGAUUCCUGAAACCCUGUAUAAUACUGCAAUCUCGGCUGUGGUGGACAGCUACACACGAUCCCGAAGGGAGAUCCGCUCGCUGCCCGAAAAUAUACAGUUUGACGUUUAUUACAAGCUUUAUCAACAAGGACGCUUAUGCCAACUUGGUGGUGAAUUCUGUGAGCUUGAGGUGUUUGCCAAGGUGCUUAGAGCAUCAGACAAAAGGCAUCUCCUGCAUCACUGUUUUCAAGCAUUAAUGGAUCAUGGAGUAAAGGUGGCUUCGGUGUUGGCCAAUUCUUUCAGCAGGCGCUGUUCGUAUAUUGAAGAGUCAGAUGCUCAUGUGAAAGAAAAAGCAAUCCAGUUUGGAUUUGUUUUAGGUGGCUUUCUUUCUGAUGCAGGCUGGUAUAGUGAUGCUGAGAAGGUGUUCCUUUCUUGUCUGCAGCUAUGCUCGCUACAUGAUGAGGUACUUCAUUGGUUUCGUGCAGUUGAAUGCUGCGUCAGGUUACUCCACGUGCGCAAUGGCAAUUGUAAGUACCACUUGGGGGAAGAGACCUACAAACUCGCCCAAACCUACAUCGAUAAACUGGCAAAACAUGGUCACCAGGCAAAUAGAGCAGCACUCUUUGGAGAGCUAUGUGCAUUACUCUUUGCUAAAAGUCAUUAUGAUGAGGCUUAUAAGUGGUGUGUAGAAGCCAUGAAGGAAAUCACAGUUGGCUUGCCCGUGAAAGUAGCAGUUGAUGUUUUGAGGCAAGCUUCAAAAGCUUGCGUAGUGAAACGGGAAUUCAAGAAAGCAGAGCAGUUAAUAAAACAUGCUGUGUAUUUAGCGCGGGAGCAUUUUGGUCAAAAGCAUCCCAAAUACUCUGAUACCCUCUUAGAUUAUGGAUUUUACUUGCUCAACGUAGAUAAUAUUUGUCAAUCAGUUGCUAUUUAUCAGACAGCACUCGAUAUCCGGCAGUCAGUAUUUGGAGGCAAGAACAUCCACGUAGCAACAGCUCAUGAAGACCUGGCCUAUUCUUCUUACGUACAUCAGUAUAGUUCUGGGAAGUUUGACAAUGCACUAUUCCAUGCUGAACGUGCCAUAGACAUCAUCACUCAUAUCCUUCCUGAAGACCAUUUAUUGUUGGCUUCUUCUAAAAGGGUUAAAGCGCUUAUACUGGAGGAGAUUGCUAUUGACUGUCAUAACAAGGAAACUGAGCAACGGCUUCUUCAGGAGGCUCAUGAUUUGCACCUUUCUUCACUCCAGUUAGCCAAGAAAGCCUUUGGUGAAUUCAAUGUGCAGACUGCGAAGCACUACGGAAACUUGGGCAGGCUCUAUCAAUCUAUGCGGAAGUUCAAGGAAGCAGAAGAAAUGCAUAUAAAAGCAAUUCAAAUUAAGGAGCAACUCUUGGGCCAAGAAGAUUAUGAAGUGGCAUUAUCGGUGGGGCAUCUAGCAUCUCUCUAUAACUAUGAUAUGAAUCAGUUUGAAGAUGCUGAAAAACUUUAUCUGAGGUCUAUAGCUAUAGACCCUCAACAUCAUCUGAAAACAAUGCAGGAUUCCACAUGUACUCUGACAACAUCCAGCUCUACCUUACCGCCACUUCUCUUGAUUUAUGAUAUUGCUUGGUGGACUUGCAGCAGUGAUUUGGAAAGAAGCUAUUUGGAGAAGGUUACAGUGGACUGGAAUAUGAUUACAGAGGUCUCAUCAAACUGUACAACUCUAUUGGCAAUUUUGAGAAAGUAUUUGAAUAUCAUAAUAUUCUGUCUAACUGGAACCGCCUGCGGGAUCGACAGUUUGCCAUAAGCGAUGCCCUGGAGGAUGUAAAUGGCAGCACGCAAUCCACAGAAGAAGUGGUCAGAUCGUUCCUGUUAGCUCAGCCUACAAUUGGACAGGGUUGCUGAGGAUCAAAACAGGAUUAAAUUGUCACGUACAGUCUUUAUUCCCUGGACUGCAAGGGAGAAGCAUACUGUGAAACAAUCCAGUAACUACACGUAAUACCAUUAGGGUAAUUACUUUCAUUUAGGUGUUAAACUCAGAGGUAAAGGUAAUGGAAAAAAAAAUUCAUGUAAUAGAUACAAGACUAGGAAAAAACUGACCAGAAACAGUCGCCAUGGCAUGUCAUUGUCUAGUAAAGUUUGCAAAUGCUGAUGACAGGAGGAUUGGUCUCGGCACCUGAAUGCCAUAAAUAUUGGAUAAAGUGAAGUUAUUUUGCAGCUGCAGCCUUUUAUUUUUAAUUAUAUUUUCAGCCAUUUUGCUGCUGACCACAUAACUUUUGACGAGUAAUCCAACCAUUUCUUAAUGCAUAAUCAGAUUGUUCCAGGAUGGGCAAUUUUAAACCAGCCUUGCUAACUAUUGACUCAAUUUAUUUGGCAUCUUGGAAGUUAUAGCAGUUCCUUGUGAAGUAUGCUAAACUGGUGCCAUCGCACUGCUUGCCUCCACAGCAUCGCAGUUAGUCCUAAUUAUUUUGCUGUGUCACCAAUUGCAAAAUGACAUCCUUAAGGGCACUGUGAUAGGUUUGCUGUACAUUACAGUAUGUCAUUAUAUUCCUAGGUAUCUAUAGCAUGAGUGGCCUUAGUGAGUUGUUGAAGUGCACAUUUUUUAAAAUUGAAAUAUUAAAGGAGAUAUCUAGAAGUUGGUUUGUGGUGCACAGUUAAGUGUUGGAUCACUAACUGAUGUUUUUAGGUACCAUUUGUCAUCUUUUUUUUAAAAUUCAACUUCUAUUCCUCUUUGGGAAUAAUAUUGCCAUGUUCUGCAUUAAGUGAAUAAUAAAGUUUUGAUAACAUUGAGGAUCUGGUAAAGAAAAAGGUCAACGGUGUUCAUUUUAUUGCACAUUUAAUUAAACAGUACUAUUUUUGUACUUUACUGAAUUGCUUUGACAGCAAUGGCUUAACACUAUUACCAUAUUCAGCCUCUGCUGUUCGAAAGCAAAAUGACAAGCAGACACUCAAAGAUACUUGAGCAGAAAUCCAUGUAAUAGUGCCAUGCUGAAUUUAUACAAUGACAUUACAAUUUUGUUUAAUUUUAAUUCCAUUUAUUUGUGUACAGAAACUUUUAGUGUAAUGACACAGGCUGCAGCGCCCAACAUUAUGUGCAACCAUCAGACCAUUAUUGCUUAUGUUUGUAACAAACAUUGUGAUAUUCUGUAAGUGUACUACUAUAAAACAUUAUUGAUCUGCUAAAUAUAGUGUUCAUGCACAA